This is a messenger RNA of Malus domestica (apple), 993 nucleotides long. Lineage: Eukaryota; Viridiplantae; Streptophyta; Magnoliopsida; Rosales; Rosaceae. The record is from RefSeq and is a predicted model, not a curated record.
AUGCAGAGCACUACGCUUGCUCUGUCUCCUUCCACCUCGUUUCUCAAACCUCCAUGUCGAAACUCUAUUCCUAAAGCCUUUCAGCUUUUACCCUCGACGUAUGAUCAUUUGACGGCCAGGGCUGCUUCUGUGCCCGAGAGUGCUGACGAGGCCUCGAAGCAGAGCGGAUUGGUUAAGACCUUGCAGCUUGGUUAUAUGUACCUUUUGAAUAUUUACUUCAACAUCUACAACAAACAGAAGCUAGAAUUUGAAGGCCAGAGCUUGUUCAUAGGUUCUGAAAGUCUAUCCAUUUCCAGCAACGGUCACAGCGUUUCAGUUUGGCUGCGGGACUGUGAUGUUAUCCUGAUGUGGGCUCUUAACCUCUACCCUAGACCAAAUCUCACUCGCUCACAGCAAUUCUACCGCUGGCUGUGGCACACGGUCGGAAACUUAUUGACUAACAUUAGUCUUGGGAAAAUUGCUGUUUACUUCACUCACACAAUCAAGGCCAUGGAGCCCUUCUUCACAGUUGUAUUCUCUGCUCUUUUGCUUGCUGAGGUGGAGUGGCAUUGGCAUCCUUCACUGAGGCCUUUUAAAUGGAUCGGUUUCGGUAGUGCAAUGGCCUCUAAUGUUACAAACCAAUCGCGUAAUGUACUCAGCAAGAAGUUCAUGGAAUCAUUGGACAAUAUCAAUCUCUUCUCAGUGAUCACUAUCAUUUCCUUCAUCCUGUUGGUUCCUUCGGCGAUUCUAUUGGAAGGCGUUAAAUUUACUACUCCUUACCUGCACUCUGCUGUUUCUUAUAUGAUACUGCAGAUGGUAUCACCAGUGACUCACGCAGUCGGAAACUGUGUGAAGCGUCUGGUGGUGAUAGUCUCCUCAGUCAUCUUCUUCCAAACCCCCGUCUCACCGAUGAACGCACUCGGGACAGCUUUUGCUAGAUCUCGCAGGAAUGUUCUUGUAUUCAAGAGCCAAGAGACUCAAACCAAAGCCCAAUUAGUGAUGCAUGAAUUGUAA